AUGACAAAGAGUAUAGAAAACUUCCCAUGCCAUAUUGGUAAAGAGAUUGGAACUGGCGCUUUCGCAUCUGUUCGACUUUGCUAUGAUGAGAAUGCAAAAAUUUACGCCGUAAAGUUUAUUAAUAAAAAGUUUGCAACAAAAUGUAUGGGCUCCAGUGUCUGGGCACGUAGGAUUGCUAGUGAAGUCCAGCUGCAUCGUCUAUGCAAUGGACAUAAAAACAUAAUUCACUUCUAUGACACAGCAGAGAACUUACAUUGGCGUUGGGUUACUCUUGAAUUUGCUCAGGGCGGAGAUUUAUUUGACAAAAUUGAGCCUGACGUUGGGGUUGAUGAAGAUGUCGCGCAGUUCUAUUUUGCUCAAUUAAUGGAAGGAAUAUCUUUCAUGCACUCAAAAGGUGUUGCUCACAGAGAUUUAAAGCCUGAGAACAUUUUGCUGGAUUACAAUGGCAAUUUGAAAUUAUCAGACUUCGGUUUUGCAUCUCUCUAUGCUUAUAAGGGUAAAAGUAGACUUUUAAAUAGCCCAGUAGGAAGUCCCCCGUACGCUGCACCAGAGAUUACAGGGCAAUACGAUGGUGCCAAGGUAGAUAUAUGGUCUUGUGGAAUAAUACUCUUCGCUCUUUUGUCUGGAAAUACCCCAUGGGAUGAGGCUAUCAGCAAUACGGGAGAUUAUUUAAUCUAUAGAAAGCAAGGUGAACGACCGUCUUCUUAUCCAUGGAAUCGCUUGUCGCCAGGCGCAUAUUCUGUUAUCACUGGAAUGCUACGUACUGAUCCUUCUAAAAGGUUCCCAACAAAACGUAUUUUACAGCAUCCAUGGCUUACUUCUAAUAUUUCAUUCCGUACUGAUAAUGGAAACUGUUCUGACCCUGUUGCUCUCGCUUCGAGGCUAAUGUUGAAGUUGCAUAUUGAUUUGGAUAAGCCUCGUUCAUCACUUACAGAUAGUGCUUCAUAUGGAACUAUUUCCAUGACACAACCAACAACAAAAGUGUCAGAUUCUGACAUUCAUGACCAUACAGCUAUAUAUGGUCAUCUUUCCCAACCAGUUCAGGUGAAUGAAGAGGUUGAUGCUUCGGAACUGAUGGAAAAGGAUCCUUCGUUGAGUCAGUUCUGCAACACGAACGGUUUUAUCGAACGACUCGCCGGAAAAGCUACCAACUUUUACGAAAUUUGUCCUCCGGAACGGUUAACAAGGUUUUACUCAAAGGCUUCUAAGCAGUAUAUAAUUGAUCGGCUUUAUGACGCUUUACGUUUGUUAGCGGUUUCUUUAACAACUAAGCAUACAAUCGGACAGAGUAUGCUUUAUGUUAAGCUGCAUGAUAAGAGAAAAUGUCUGUUACAGGGUGAAAUAGCAUUGAAGACGCUAGGUCAUAAUUUGGAAUUAGUGAAUUUCAUAAAAAGCAGUGGAGAUCCACUAGAAUGGAGAACAUUUUUUAAGAAUGUUGUAAGUUCACUUGGAAAACCUAUUGUUCUGACUGACAUUACUUCUUGA
Messenger RNA from Schizosaccharomyces osmophilus, 1485 nucleotides. It is a transcript of the gene chk1, whose product is annotated as Chk1 protein kinase. Gene Ontology annotation, biological process: mitotic G2 DNA damage checkpoint signaling; protein phosphorylation. Gene Ontology annotation, cellular component: site of double-strand break; cytoplasm; nucleus. The record is from RefSeq and is a predicted model, not a curated record. Bases 1 to 1485 code for a protein of 494 amino acids. NCBI's taxonomy places the organism in Eukaryota, Fungi, Ascomycota, Schizosaccharomycetes, Schizosaccharomycetales, Schizosaccharomycetaceae. Gene Ontology annotation, molecular function: protein kinase activity; ATP binding. The transcript has 7 exons.